AUGCGGUACACCGCGGACAGUGCCUCCUGUGAGGUGCUGGAGAGCCACACCAGCGAUGUGCAGGGUGUGAUUGCGCUGCCGAGUGCGGAUGGCCAGCUGCCCAUCCUGGUCUCGUGGUCGAGAGACAACACGAUCCGGGUGUGGCAUGCUGCGGACGACGGGACGGGCGCCAUGCGGUACACCGAGGACAGUGCCUCCUGUGAGGUGCUGAAGGGCCACACCAGCGGUGUGGAGGGUGUGAUUGCGCUGCCGAGUGCGGAUGGCCAGCUGCCUGUCCUGGUCUCGUGGUCGUGGGACAACACGAUCCGGGUGUGGCAUGCUGCAGACGACGGGUCGGGCGCCGUGUGGUACACCGCGGACAGGGUCUCCUGUGAGGUGCUGGAGGGCCACAUCUACAAUGUGCGGGGUGUGAUUGCGCUGCCGAGUGCGGAUGGCCAGCUGCCUGUCCUGGUCUCGUGGUCGAUAGACAAGACGGUCCGGGUGUGGCAUGCUGCGGACGACGGGACGGGCGCCAUGCGGUACACCGCGGACAGGGACUCCUGUGAGGUGCUGGAGGGCCACACCGACGAUGUGGAGGGUGUGAUUGCGCUGCCGAGUGCGGACAGCCAGCUGCCUGUCCUGGUCUCGUGGUCGUGGGACAGGACGAUCCGGGUGUGGCAUCCUGUGGACGACGGGACGGGCGCCAUGCGGUACACCGCGGACAGUGCCUCCUGUGAGGUGCUGGAGGGCCACACGAACAAUGUGCGGGGUGUGAUUGCGCUGUCGAGUGCGGAUGGCCAGCUGCCUGUCCUGGUCUCGUGGUCGAGAGACAACACGAUCCGGGUGUGGCAUGCUGCAGACGACGGGUCGGGCGCCGUGUGGUACACCGUGGACAGGGCCUCCUGUGAGGUGCUGGAGGGCCACAUCUACAAUGUGUGGGGUGUGAUUGCGCUGCCGAGUGCGGAUGGCCAGCUGCCGGUCCUGGUUUCGUGGUCGAUAGACAACACGAUCCGGGUGUGGCAUGCUGCGGACGACGGGACGGGCGCCAUGCGGUACACCGCGGACAGUGCCUCCUGUGAGGUGCUGAAGGGCCACACGAACAAUGUGCAGGGUGUGAUUGCGCUGCCGAGUGCGGAUGGCCAGCUGCCGGUCCUGGUCUCGUGGUCGAAGGACAACACGAUUCGGGUGUGGCAUGCUGCGGACGACGGGACGGGCGCCAUGCGGUACACCGCGGACAGUGCCUCCUGUGAGGUGCUGAAGGGCCACACGAACAAUGUGCAGGGUGUGAUUGCGCUGCCGAGUGCGGAUGGCCAGCUGCCUGUCCUGCACCACGCCCGCAUCCUCGCCGCCACCGGCACAUCCGCAGCCUCCUGCGCCAUGGGCCUCACAGCGAUCGACCGACAACACGUUUGA
Thecamonas trahens ATCC 50062 is the source of this 1392-nucleotide messenger RNA. RefSeq names its product ribosome assembly protein 4. Gene Ontology annotation, biological process: iron-sulfur cluster assembly. The record is from RefSeq and is a predicted model, not a curated record. The transcript is spliced from 2 exons. Bases 1 to 1392 code for a protein of 463 amino acids. Gene Ontology annotation, molecular function: protein binding. Gene Ontology annotation, cellular component: cytosolic [4Fe-4S] assembly targeting complex. NCBI's taxonomy places the organism in Eukaryota, Apusomonadida, Apusomonadidae.